This is a messenger RNA of Oreochromis aureus, 7822 nucleotides long. It is a transcript of the gene slc8a2b, whose product is annotated as solute carrier family 8 member 2b. The transcript has 18 exons. Gene Ontology annotation, cellular component: sarcolemma; postsynapse; axon. The record is from RefSeq and is a predicted model, not a curated record. Gene Ontology annotation, biological process: sodium ion transmembrane transport; calcium ion import across plasma membrane; cell communication. NCBI's taxonomy places the organism in Eukaryota, Metazoa, Chordata, Actinopteri, Cichliformes, Cichlidae. The coding region runs from base 672 to 3650 and encodes 992 amino acids. Gene Ontology annotation, molecular function: calcium:sodium antiporter activity.
GCUACCAUGGUGAUCAUUAGGUGUUCUCCCUGUGUGAAUGUUCCCUGUCCACUAGUUCAGAGUUCUCUUGUCGAAGAAGCCUGGUUGCCGCUGUAUGGCCUCCUCUGGCAUGACUUAUGCUCACCACCAGCCAUCACGCAGAAAACCUGCCUGUUCUCCUCGGAUUUCUCCAAAGCUUUUGUUCUGGAAUCUCUCUGGCACUCUCUCCACAGCUAUCCGCGCCCCCGAGGAGAAAACGCGCACCUCGGCACCCCGCCCCGCCGCGCGCCUUCUGUGUGCGUGAGUGUGAGUGAGGGACCGCGGGGAGGGGGAGUGCCAGCUUGUUUGUGCAGUUUGAGUGUGCUGGGGUGAGAGAGGAAGGCAGAGAGCCGACAGUAGGGACGGAGCGCAGAAGCGAGCGCAGUUUUCUCUCACAGGCUUUCGCACAAACAUCACAUAGUAUGCGUAAAGAUUCGAGUGCGGACCGGCACUAGACCAGAAGGGCAGCUGAACUCCUCCACGACCCCAUGAGUUUGGUUUGGCCUGCCAGGACCACCUGAGACUAGUGGUGAGCUAGUCGCAGUACCCUCGGCUGUACCCAGCAUCUCCCGUUCCCGUCUCCUUCUUCCUCUGCCUAUUCCCGUCACCUUCUGCCUUGUCUUUCCUGCUUCUCGUGGGAAUCAAACGCCGUGAUGUCUCUCUCCGCCUCUCCUGCCCCCUUCCUCCUCUUCUUCCUCUUCCUUCUUCCACUGCCACCCUGCCAGCCAGAGUCCCAGCGCAGUGACCCCAGCGUGAACCCUGACCCAAGAACAGCCUUGCCCUCCAUAUUUCCCUCCUCCUCCGUCCUGCCUUCCUUAUCUAAUGAUAAUAGUACAUCACCCAGCAUUGGGGAUAAGUGUGAUGAGGUGGCCAAGUGCAACCCGGGCAUCCUGUUGCCUGUCUGGAAGCCCGAAAACCCCGGACUCGGUUACCAGGUGGCCAGAGCUGUGGUCUACUUCCUGUCACUCAUGUACAUGUUCCUGGGAGUGUCCAUCAUUGCUGACCGCUUCAUGGCAUCCAUAGAGGUCAUCACAUCUCAGGAGAAGGAGGUGACCAUCACUAUGCCUAACGGGGAAACUUCAGUGGCGACGGUUCGAAUCUGGAAUGAAACAGUGUCCAAUCUGACACUCAUGGCUCUGGGCUCCAGCGCUCCAGAGAUACUGCUCUCUGUUAUAGAGGUGUGUGGUCACGAAUUCAAGGCUGGCCAGUUGGGUCCAGGAACCAUCGUCGGCAGUGCCGCCUUCAACAUGUUUGUGAUCAUCGGGAUCUGCGUGUGGGUGAUUCCCAAUGGCCAGAGCCGAAAGAUCAAACAUCUGCGGGUGUUCUUCAUCACCGCGUUCUGGAGCAUCUUCGCCUACAUCUGGCUCUACCUUAUCCUGUCUAUCAUAUCGCCGGGCGUCGUGGAGGUGUGGGAGGCCCUGGUCACCCUGCUCUUCUUCCCUGUCUGCGUCAUCCUGGCUUGGAUCGCUGACCGGCGCCUGCUCUUCUACAAAUACAUGGGCAAGCGUUACCGAGCCGACAAGCGCCAUGGCAUCGUUGUCGAGACUGAAGGGGAUUUGACACCCAACAAAGGCGGCAUGGAAAUGAUCAUAGAUGGCAAGUUCCCAGCGCGAGGGGGCGCUGUGGUUCCUGCUGAAAACUGUGGGGGCGGCACUCAGGACGGGACCACAGGCGCCGCAGCCAACAACAUUGGAGCAGCAGCAGGAGCCGUGGGAACAGGAGGGGGAGCCAAUCUGCCCCACUCCAACAGCGCUACAGUCAAUGUGGAAAGCAGCAAGGAGCUGGAUGAGAGCCGCAAGGAGGUGAUUCGUAUCUUGAAGGAGUUGAAGCAGAAAUAUCCUGAUAAAGAGCUGGACCAGCUGGUUGAGCUGGCCAACUACUACGCCCUGCUGCACCAGCAGAAGAGCCGAGCUUUUUACCGCAUUCAGGCAACUCGUAUGAUGAUCGGAGCCGGAAAUGUCCUGAAGAAGCAUGCAGCAGACCACGCGCGGCGCACAGUCGUAGCUGAUGAGGAGGCCCCAGAAGACGACGACAUGGCUGUGUGCAGCCGCAUCUCGUUUGAGAGUCCUCACAGUCAGUGCAUGGAGAACUGCGGCGUUCUGAUGCUGGCUGUGGUGUGUCAAGGUGGUCUGGGAGAGAACACUUUCUAUGUGGACUACAGAACAGAAGAUGGUUCGGCCAACGCUGGGUCAGAUUACGAUUACACCGAAGGAACGCUGGUGUUCAAGCCUGGAGAGACUCGCAAAGAGAUCAAGAUUGGCAUAAUCGAUGAUGACAUAUUUGAAGAGGACGAGCACUUCUUCGUCCGCCUGUUGAAUCUGCGUGUUGGUGAUGCAGAGGGGAUGUUUGAAAGCGACGAAGUGGGUGCCACACCCAAAGCUCGCUUAAUGGAGCCCCUGGUGGCCACGGUGACUAUCCUGGAUGACGACCAUGCUGGCAUCUUCACGUUUAGCGAACGUAUGGUGCGCGUGAGUGAGAGCGUGGGCACAAUGGAGUUGACGGUGGUGCGCAAUUCAGGCGCCCGUGGCACAGUCAUCCUGCCGUACCACACCGAGUCAGGCACCGCCAAGGCUGGAGAAGACUUCGAGGAAGCCCGAGGAGAGUUGGAGUUCACCAACGACCAGACCAGUCAGACUCUCCAGGUGAGGAUAAUUGAUGAUGAAGAAUAUGAAAAACAUGAAAACUUCUUCAUCGUGCUGGAGGAGCCGCGCUGGCUGAAGAGAGGAAUCUCAGCUCUGCUGCUCAACCAAGAGGGGACAGAGGGGCAGAUGACUGCUGAGGAGGAGGAGGCUCGGAGGAUAGCAGAGAUGGGGAAGCCCAUCCUGGGAGAGUACAGCCGCCUGGAGGUGGUCAUUGAAGAGUCAUAUGAGUUCAAGAGCACUGUUGACAAGCUCAUUAAGAAGACCAACUUGGCGCUGGUUAUCGGCACACACUCCUGGAGGGAACAGUUUGUGGAGGCGGUCACUGUCAGUGCAGGUGAUGGCGAUGAUGACGAGGAGGAAGGUCGUGAGGAGCGCCUUCCAUCUUGUUACGACUACGUCAUGCAUUUCCUCACCGUCUUCUGGAAGGUUCUGUUUGCCUGCGUCCCGCCAACAGAGUACUGGAACGGCUGGGCCUGCUUCUUCGUGUCCAUCAGCGCCAUCGGGCUCCUCACCGCCGUCAUCGGGGAUUUGGCAUCGCAUUUCGGCUGCACCGUGGGGCUGCGGGACACUGUGACCGCCGUGGUGUUUGUGGCGCUGGGAACUUCCAUUCCAGACACCUUUGCUAGCAAAGUGGCUGCCAUACAAGACCAGCAUGCAGACGCAUCGGUUGGAAAUGUCACUGGCAGCAACGCAGUCAACGUGUUCCUGGGGAUCGGAGUGGCAUGGUCAGUGGCCGCCGUGUACUGGAGAAUUAAAGGAAAGGAGUUCCGGGUGGAUCCUGGAUCACUGGCGUUCUCUGUCACGCUCUUCACCAUCUUCGCGUUCAUCUGCAUGUCCGUGCUAUUGUUCAGACGCCGGCCCUCCAUCGGCGGAGAGCUUGGCGGCCCGAAAGUGUCCCGCCUCCUGACCACCCUCCUGUUCCUGGGUCUGUGGUUCCUCUACAUCCUCUUCUCCAGCCUAGAGGCCUACUGUCACAUCAACGGCUUUUAAAGAGGAGAUGAAGAAUGUUCCAGAAGAAUUUUGCACAGCAGCACACACAAAAUCGUUGACUCUCAGCCCAUUUAGUCCACGGUUUAACACAAAACAAGUGUAAGAUUCAUCUGGUUAAUAGGGCUUCAGAUACAUGUUCACAAACACUACAUUUAAGCAUGUGUAAACAGCGCAUUUUAAACACAUUCAUUGUUACUUGGAAGAUGAGGGUUAAGAGGAAGUAUUUUUGGAGGGUGAGAGUGUGAAAACGAAAGGUUACUGCGGAUAGUUAACGGGGAGCAGACGGAGAGUGACAGAGAAUGACUGUGACGGGAGAUUCAGAGGUGAAAAGAAGGUCAGGUCAGUCAGAGGAGUGCUGCUUUAUUCACUUUAAAGCCAGGUGUGUUUAUUUUGGGUUGAGGAGCUCACUUCCAGGAUCAGACCACUGAGACGGAUCACAAACCUGUGAGCAUUGAAGGAAAAAUACCUUUGUUUUCCUUUAGUCUCUCAUUCAAACCAUCAACUCUGCAGCUUCAUGUUUCUUCACUGAGGAAGUGGAGGAGCACUGCAUCAAAUAAGGAGUCGAAUGUUUACAACAACAUUACAUUUGUUUACUACUAGAGGUUCUUGUAUAGUGGUGAUGCUUGUCUAAUACGCAGUAUAGCUGAAGGUGGCUCUCCACACGCGCUGUAAAUAGUACAAACCGUUGUACAUAUAGAGUGUAGUAAUUUCACAGGGCAGGCUGCCACACAAAAGGAUGCAGAGACAGAAAUGCCAGGUUUCUACUGUCGCUGUCAGCAAAGCUUCGAUGAUUUUCAAUGCACAGACUGGAACACUGGUAGUUGCAAAUAUUACAAAUGUCAGCGGUUUUAGUUUUAGCGACAUGCUAAGUGGAAAAUAAAAGUUUUAGCAACCAAAACAAGUAAAUAAGAAGCUGCAUAAGUGUAACACUGACUAAAAGAACAUCUUUGUACUAAUCUCUUUACCGGACCACAGCCUCUGACAGGGGCUUGCAUAUAAAGCUGAAGGAUUAGUUUUUGCAUGUAUAGCCAUGUACAGAGCAUCUUCACAUUAUAUGUCAUGUACAUGCUAUGAAAAAGGGAAUAACCAGCCUAAUUAUCCACCUGUAAAUUACAUCCCUGUGUUUUUGUGUCGACUCGGUGAACAGAAACUGUCAGCUAGUCCUUGAUGUUAAAUCUUCCUGUAUAAAACAGAAGAAGCCGUUUGGUCCGGGAGGAACAAAAAGGACAUUUUCCUCUCCUGAAGGACCAAAUAUGCGCUCACACACUCCCGAUGUGUGCAGUGUCAUUUAAAAACUUUGUCUGAGGCAGUCAGAUGGGCUGAUGAGCUGCAGUCAGCCAUCGCUGUGUUACUGUUAGUGGCAGACUCGUCCAUUCCUUUAUCUUAAGUGACAGCAGCAUGGGCAGACAAACAUGUACGGGUAGUUAACAAGACUCAACAGUGUUAGUUUACUCUCAAAAAUAAAGUCUCUAAAGUUGCUGAUUGCCAUCAUCAGCAUCCGGUCUGCAGCGUUUGUUAGGAAAAAGCUAAUAAUCUACACAUUAAUUAGGCUGCAGGACUGUAGUCUACAGCACACUAAUGCUUUAAGAUAGCAAACAAAGAAUGCCUUAAGGGAAGCUCAAGUAAAAAAAUCUAGUAUUAAAGAUUUCUGCUGUACAAACUGCCCAGGCUGCACUUUAUUUAACGUAACUAAAACACUGUGUUGUGCUUAUUUUUUCCUCCAUCAUUCUAUAAGUGGUUACUGUGCAAUAUACGAAGGGAGAACUGUCUUGUGUUUCCACUGGUUCGGAUAACACCAGAUCCAGGUGGACCCAUCAUGUUGUCCUGUGCGAUGUAAUUCAUCUAUUCAUGUCUGCUUAGAGCACAUGUACCAAACAUGUUCAAAAUUUACUUUCCUUCUUUAUGGAAAGCCAGCGCACCGUUUGUAAUAACAAAAAAAGAAGGUUCUGAUUAAAGACCAGAGGGUCUACCUGAAACGAGGAUGUCUACACGGGAGCAGCACAGUCAUCAUAGUGCCACAGCAGGAAACAUGGCUCUGCAAGGCAUGCAUGUGUUGCUCAGUAUUGCAUGGCAGACUUGGAACAAAUGUUCACAAGCUACUGAAGAAACCGGCUGCUAAAUACACCAUAAAACACUGGAUGGUGUGCGAACACGCUCUAAUUCGUUUCGACAUUUCCACGCUGGCACUUCAGGGCUACUAUGUUCAGCACUGAGAUGCAUGAAGCAGGAAAGCCAGCGUGUGAAAAAUGUCACAACAAACAGCAGUAAGAUUGUCUUAUAAUAAUAAUAAUGACUAGAAGCUUUAAUUAUUAUUAUUAUUAUUAUUAUAACUGCCUAAUUUCAGUCCCAUUAAAUAUAUUUCUUUGAGGACAUUGCAUUAUAAACCUCUCACCCACAGAUGAUAAGUGCUAUACAAGUGGAACUCUUUAUUAUUGUUGUUAAACAUGAUAAUUUGAAAAGGAUUUGAUUGGUUAACCCUGACUAACUUUGUAAACUUUCUAAAAUCCAGUUUUGUAUCUUUUUCCUUGCAGAUGUAGCCAAGGUAGAUUAUUUUGUAUUUCUAAACAACAAUUAGGAUAGUUUCAGUGUAUAAAGCUGGUAUGUAGACUACAUGGUGUCUGAAUUUAGUGGGUUAGACUUUGAUAUAUUUUCCACAGUGAGAAAUCUCCCCUUUAACGGUGUAGUAGUGCAUCAUAACCAAACUUUAAAGCAUCUAAUUUACUGAAAUACAUGGUCCGCUAACUCAUUUGUGUCUUUGUUUUUCAUGUAUAGUAGAUAAUUUAUAUAUUUAUUUAUUUAUAGAAGAUUAUUUCUCUAAGCAUAAGAUGUGCUGCAGGUCCUUGAGGAGAACAGUUUGGAGUUUAUUCGAGCAAUUAGGUUUCAAUGUGCAAUACGAGAAAAGGUUCCGCUGCAGCUUACAUUGUUCGAGCUCGGUCCGUGUCUUUUUUUCUGCCGCAGUGUUUGUCAUAACCCUCCGCCAGUGUACACUUCUUCAUGUCGUCCUUGUGACGGAGGAACUUUGAGUGUAAGUAGCAUGUUUACAUAAAGAAACAGUGUGGAACAUUGCCAGUAUAAUUGUCAGUCUCAGGCUGUUGUGAGCUAAAGUUUUGUAGAUAUUAGCCGUGGCUGUGAGGCAGGUUUGUUGUGUGUGAGGUUCAAACAAUCCCCUGAACAGUAGUUUACUCACUCAAACCACCAGGUGGGACCAACAAUAGAUAUGACACACACACACAUGCAGAGGUCUGCUGAACUCUUGUGUAAUGACCAGCACCAGCAGGAACAGAGCGAAUCACCUCCACAAUGUGUGCAUUUGUGACCUCGGUGUGGCCCAGGAGCCAAAAACAGAACUGUCUACAAUGUCCGGACAAUGUUCCAUGUUUCCACAAACUUCUGUACUAACUGUCGGCCUUUGGCUUUCGCUGUUCUGUAGCUAGAUGUAAUGCCCCCACCCCCCAGCUCUUUUCAGCCUCCCCUCCUUACCUGCCCCUUCCCAGUGUGCAUCCAUGUUUGCUUCCCCUCCUGUGUUCCCCUGCACAUGCAUGAUGAAGCCCGGUGUACGUACGUUAUAGCAGCAUGGUCUACUGUGAUGGAUGCCUGUAGGUUAUUCUGUCGGAUCGAUUCCCCACAGUAGGAUUUCAAAACAUCUGAGUCUUCUUGUGAAAUAAAGUGAACAAGUGUGACACGCACAACCACAGCUCGGUUCAGACAGACUGAACAGAAACACAAACAAGCGCCAUUCCUGGAGUCAGAGUCUCCUCCUCACCUGUUUCUGUAGAAGCUAUGAAAAGAGAUCCUGCUGUGCUGGGUCCAGGCUACAUCCCAGGUCAUCUUUUUGUUUUUUGGUGUAUGAUAUUUCAGUGUCUGUGUUCGUGUUCAGCCUCCUCUCCUCCCCUCCCAGGUCUUGCUCUCUUCAGUGUGUCUCUUUGUGAAGUCGUUUCCUGUGAUGAUGAAAAUUUCUCUCUGCCUGAAUCUUUGUAGGGAAAUAUUGACUGAAAUUACUACAAUGUCAUGUGAUAGACAUAUACAUUUAUUCGAUACUGUAAUAAAUUAACUGAAGAUGAUAUUUAAGGUUUUUUUUUAUGAAAUGCAAGAAAAAAAAUCUUAGAAAAAAACUUGGUUUUGAAUCAUGGCAUGAGGUGUAACGUGUUCCUGAAAGAAAACGAAGGUCUUUA